Messenger RNA from Thamnophis sirtalis, 1137 nucleotides. The record is from RefSeq and is a predicted model, not a curated record. Lineage: Eukaryota; Metazoa; Chordata; Lepidosauria; Squamata; Natricidae.
AUGGCGGGCCCUGAGGGGAGGCCCUGGACGCUGCUGCUGCUGCAAAGAGCCGUUCUCUCGGUAGGGGCCUCGUUUGUGGGGCAGACUGUAAGCCGAGUGGAGGAGAAAAGGGAGCCUUUGAAAAGCAAGAGCAAUGAAGGGCGGAGCACCGAAAAAGCCUCUGGGAAGAAAAAAGGCCUGGAAAGCUAUGAGAAAGAGGCCGAGAAGCGGGGCUGCCCCCAAGCCCUGCCUGAAGCUCCUUUGCCAAGAGAGCGAGUGGUCCCAGCCUCGCUGGCCCUUGCGCACGAGCUGUCCCAAGCGAUGCUGCGGAUGGACAUGGCUCUGGAGAGGGAGUACGCCUUCGACAUCUUCAGCAACUUGAUGCGGAAGCAGCCCUCGUAUGCGCUCCAGGGCUUUGACCUGCCGCGGUCGGUGACGGUGGAGAUGCGAGCCCUUCUGGUGGACUGGCUGGUACAAGUGCAUGAGUAUCUGAAUCUGGCUGAUGAGACCCUUCACCUGGCCGUCCACCUCAUGAACUGCUACAUGAGAGCAGGCCGGGUCAGGAUCCCUCGCCUGCAGCUCCUCAGCGCCACCUGCCUCUUUCUGGCGUGCAAACUGGAGGAGCACACCUGCCCAGAGCCAGCCCAGCUGUGCGUCAUGAUGGAGAACUCCUGCAGCCGAAAGGACCUCCUGCAAAUGGAACGCAAAAUCCUGGCCCGACUCAGGUUUGAGCUGCACUACGCCAAUCCCAUCCACUUGUUCCGCCUCCUGGCAGAAGUGGACCAUUGCACCUUGGAGGUGCAGUUCUUGGCCCUCUAUUUCCUGGAAGCCUCUCUGAUGGGGGUGGACUGCCUGCGCUUUGAGCCCGCACAGCUGUCCUUUGCGGCUUUGUCUCUGGCCCACCGGCUGUGGCGGGAAGCCAGAAUCCAAGACCUGGAUGCGCUUCAGGAAUAUUUUCCAAAGUUCCACCUGUACAGCGAGGCCGAGCUGUUGGCUGUCUUCCCGUACAUGGCCAAGGCGGUUUUGCAAGGGGCCAAUGCCUCCCUUCGAGCCAUCUUCCUGAAAUACUCCAGGCCACAGAAGCUUUGUGUCAGCACCAGCCCUACCGUCGCGGCUUCUAAGCUCCUGAGCCGCUUCCUGGGGGACCCCAACCAAUGA